Messenger RNA from Saccharomyces mikatae IFO 1815, 1683 nucleotides. RefSeq names its product Pho2p (gene PHO2). The transcript has a single exon. The record is from RefSeq and is a predicted model, not a curated record. Lineage: Eukaryota; Fungi; Ascomycota; Saccharomycetes; Saccharomycetales; Saccharomycetaceae. Bases 1 to 1683 code for a protein of 560 amino acids. Gene Ontology annotation, biological process: cell differentiation; regulation of transcription by RNA polymerase II. Gene Ontology annotation, molecular function: RNA polymerase II cis-regulatory region sequence-specific DNA binding; DNA-binding transcription factor activity, RNA polymerase II-specific.
AUGAUGGAGGAAUUCUCAUAUGACCACGAUUUUAACACUAAUUUUGCUACAGAUUUGGAUUAUUUGCAACAGGAACAGCAACAGCAACAGCAACAACAACAACAACAACAACAACAACAAGAUAAUCUUCAACAACAGCAACAAACGAGUCAUAUGCAAAAUCAUGAUCAGGAACAGGAUCAACAUACCAAUGAUAUGAGCGCUGCAUCCAAUGCAUCAGACGGUGGUCCUCAAAGGCCUAAAAGGACUCGCGCAAAGGGAGAGGCCCUAGAUGUCUUAAAACGUAAAUUUGAGUUAAAUCCAACUCCUUCUUUAGUAGAAAGGAAAAAAAUAUCAGACCUGAUAGGAAUGCCUGAGAAAAAUGUUAGGAUUUGGUUUCAGAACAGAAGGGCUAAGUUACGGAAAAAACAACAUGGAAGUAAUAAGGACGCGAACUCCUCAUCACAAUCUCGUGAUAGUGCCAACGAAUAUGAUCAUACUACUUCAGAAAAUCAUCUGGUUACUACAACAAGUACAUCUUCCAUUUUCCACGAUGAAGAUCUGACUUUUUUUGACCGUAUCCCGUUAAACAGCAACAAUAACUACUAUUUCUUUGAUAUUUGCUCUAUUACCGUGGGGAGUUGGAAUAGGAUGAAAAGCGGCGCAUUGCAAAGAAGGAACUUCCAGUCUAUAAAAGAGUUGCGAAACUUGUCACCGGUAAAGAUAAAUAACAUAAUGUCGAAUGCUACAGAUUUGAUGGUCUUGAUAUCCAAGAAAAACUCAGAAAUUAACUAUUUCUUCAGUGCUAUGGCAAAUAAUACUAAAAUUCUCUUCCGGAUCUUUUUCCCACUGAGUUCGGUAACUAAUUGCUCUCUAACCUUAGAGACUGAUGAUGAUAUAAUAAAUACUAAUUCUACAAGCGAUAAUAACAAUAGUAAUGCUAAUAAUGAUGAUGAAAACGACGACAAGAGUAAUGAAUAUGAUGAUAAUGGCAGUAACGACAAGAGGAGUACGAAAGACAAUUUUGGGGAACUGAAGCUAACAGUUACCAGAUCGCCUACUUUUGCUGUUUACUUUAUAAAUAAUUCACCUGAUGAAGAUCCAAACGUGAACAAUCAGUGGUCCAUAUGUGAUGAUUUUUCAGAAGGCAGACAGGUCAACGAUGCGUUUGUCGGUGGGUCGAAUAUCCCUCACACUUUAAAAGGUUUACAGAAAUCUUUAAGAUUUAUGAAUUCUCUAAUCCUAGAUUAUAAGUCAUCGAAUGAAAUAUUACCUGCAAUCAAUACUGCAAUCUCGACUGCUGCUAUUUCACAACAGAAUAUCGCCCCUCCGUUCCUGAAUACAAACUCAAGUGCAACAGACUCAAAUCCGAAUACAAACUUAGAAGACUCCCUGUUCUUCGAUCACGAUCUUUUAUCCAGUUCGAUAACCAACACUAACAAUGGAUCGAACUCCAAUAAUGGACGCCAAGGCAGCAAAGAUGAUACACUCAAUCUUCUGGACAGUACUGUCAACAGCAGUAACAAUCAUAAUGCUAACAACGAGGAGAAUCAUCUGACUCAUGAACAUCUCUCCAACGAUGCUGACAUUGUUGCCAAUCCAAACGACCAUUUGUUGUCUUUGCCAACUGAUAGUGAAUUACCAAAUACUCCAGAUUUUUUAAAGAACACAAAUGAACUAACUGACGAGCAUAGAUGGAUAUGA